AUGGUUUUCCUAAGAUAAAUUCAAAAUCGUCUGCGAGCCUGGGUCUUUGUUUACAUUAUGUGAAAUGUCAUAGGUGUAAGAAUUAAUAGCUCCAGGCCCCUGCAAUAGUAGAAAAUAUGUGAAAACGAACGGAUUGUGUGACAGUUUAUUUCUCAGAAGUAAAACUGUUCCAUCAUAACAAAUAAAUUUGUUGCUGUAUUGCCAAGAUCAGGGGGUAGCAGAAGAUUUGCUGACAGACCUGCCGUCUAUUAUGUUGGAGUUCCUUUGUUCUUGGCCUGUGACAUUUCAUGGAGCAUUGGUGCUUUUGCUAACAUGGAGUGGAAUCUUACAUGUUGUAACAAACAUCCACCUGGUAAAGUUCACAGCUUGACCAGACGUCCAUCUCAGGUGAAUGUCAAUCAUUUGAAAUCCUUGUCACACACAAUGCAGACUCAGGACAGUGAAAAACUGGUAGCUAUCAGCCCAAAUGUGUCUGUGUGCAAAGAGGUGUCAGAGUGCCUCAGCAGCUGGUUUAACUACUUGCAGAUGCUAAAUGGCCUCUGUAGUGCUGGUUCAAGACUAUCAGAGGCUCUUGGGGGCAUGGUACGAGACACAAAUUCUCCAUCAUAUGCCAUUGCAGUCCAGUGUCACUCUGCAUGGGAAGAAUUAGUGAAGGCAACUGCAGCUGCCACUUCAGCAGUAAAAAGUCAGGUUACUACGACUUUGCAGGACGUCAAUAAUCAAGAUAACACCGAAAGUAGUCAGGUGGUUUGUGGCAGCCUCAUGACAUUUGUGAAGCUGCAGCAACAGUUCUGUGCUUCAUGUAGCGAAUUCUUGAGCUCUGUGCCAACGUGCAGCUGUAGCUCCUCCCAUGACCCUGACUGUGGCAUCGGUGUACUACAGCAGAGUCUGGCACGUAUGUAUGCCCCAGUGCCACCGUGGCCACAUCGCAGAUGGUCAGAGGCUGCAGCUACCGACCUUGGGGGAGAGGGGGAUGCAACUGCUCCUCGCCGCUGGUCUGUCCCAUGCCCACCCCAGCGGGGAGCUGCCAAACUUGGAGUUCCUUCACAGGACCGAAGCCGAUCUGCUACUCCAGAUUCAGUGUGGCGGAGCUCAUUGGCAAGCCAAGAUGAGCUUCAGGAGGUCAUACAGUUGUUGUCUGUGCAACCUCAACAGGCAACACAACUGCAUCAUCCAAGUAUGCACAUGCCAGGAGUCACCUUAACAAACUGUUCUGGAGAUGGAAACUUGCCUGAAUCUGGUACUGGCUGGGGUGAAGGACACUCAGAAGAGCGGCGGGCAAGUGCACCAUUAAGAAACAAUAGUGGCUCUCCACAGCCUUCACAAAGCACUCAUCGGGCUAGUUGGCAUGCUCCAGAUCCACAUUCUUGCACGUGGGGAGAGCAUGAGCUGUUUCCUCCAACACUAGACCCAGCAAAUUUUGCAUCCCGUAAAAGCAGCUCUUCUACAGAUUCAUCCUCCAGUCAUUCAUUGCACAGUCGUUCAACAACAGGGUCCGAGGGUGGUGCAGAAGUUCGUGCACAUUUAUACUCAAUGUGGAGUGGUGGCGAUAUGGCUUUCAUGAGGGUGCCAGAAUCAGCUGAGUUACCAGAUGGUCCAAGUCAUACUGAUAACUGAACUUAAAAAAACUUUUAGCUAUAAAUGUUGUGUGCAUGUGAUUUUAAAGGUACAAAUUAUGAGAUUGUUUAAUAUAGUUUAUGAAUGUUCAUAUUUCUUCUUUAUAAACUGUGGUGCUAUACCAUUGCAGACGUCACCCAUAAUAAAAGAGAUCUUCCUUAUUGCUAUAUUUUUCUAUUAUAUUUGAGAGAAUGUUUGAACUGGCUUUUUUUUGAAAGAUUGUUUCAAAGUGUUUUUCCUUUAUUAUAUAGUCUGCCCCAAAAAUUUAUAACUGUUUCCCUUUCAAAUAAUUACUAGCAGAUUUUAAAUAUAAUGUUGUACAUAUGUAUGUGUGUAAUAAAGUGGUUUGUGGGAUAAGGUAUCCUGCAUGAGCAGCUCUCUGCCAGUGAGGGUUUGGUCCUCAGCAAUCUUUGCACUGGCUUUUUACUACAACCAGCAGCAAUAGGACAUAAUUUUUCGUCUCUACCAACAAAGCAGAUUACCAUUUGAUAAAUUGUCAAUAUCAUCCCAAUGCUAAUUUUUCAGUGUAAAACACUUAGGUAUCUAUGUUUGUUAUCUUAAAGUUUUUGCAAGCUGUGUAUUGUAGGGUACUCGUUAUUACCUGUUAAGCACCAGAUUUUUAUCAUGUUUCAUGUACAAUUCCUUAGUGUAACAUUGAAGAAAAAGAUGUUUAUGUAAUUUAUACAUUCUAGAAAUACUCUAAUUUUAUCAUCAUAAUUUCUUUAUGGUUGUGUACCUCCAUAUCCUUUUAUGUGAAAAAUGGUGACUAGUACUAUUUAUAUAAUUUUUGCUGAGAGAGUCAAGGGUUCUCUCCUCACACAUCCUCCUAAAGGCAAGGUAUACCAACCAAGUCAGCAGCCUUUUAUUGAAACUAAUAAAUCUGAAUGGUGGCUUGGUCAUUCCUGCAAUUAUCAUAUGAUAUUAAUGCCAACCAAACUGGUGUUGAAUAAAUCAAACAAUGGAAAAUCCAGGAUGGAAUGUAAACCAUACCAGAGAAGGGGAGUUGCUACUCACCAUAUAGCGGAGAUGCUGAGUCGCGAUAGGUAGAACAAAAAGAUUCACACAAUUAUAGCUUUCGGCCGUGAAAAAGGCCUUAAUGGCCGAAAGCUAUAAUUGUGUGAAUCUUUUUGUUGUGCCUAUCACGACUCAGCAUCUCCGCUAUAUGGUGAGUAGGAACUUUCCUUCUCUAAUAUUGUUGGUGUUGAAUAAACUAAUACAAAAGAUAGGUCACAUAAAUAAUACUGUAAUCAAAGCUAGUGAACCUCAUAAUUCAGAUCUUCUUCAUUAGUAGCAGCAGCCAUUUGACACCCACUGCUUUAUGAUGGUCUCAUCUUUAGUUUAGCUAGUAGAAUGUUACUGGUAUCCCAUCAGGUGCAGUGGCCUCCUUCUGUUGAGCAGUUUCAUUUGGUUUUCUAUCUCAUGAUAGAAAAUUCAUUUUGAUACCUAUCAUUUUGACAUUUGUCUGAUGAUCUAAAUGAGCAACUACAGUGUGAUCUUUCUCAGUGAGACAGUUUCAGAAUAAGAUGUUUAGUAUUUUGGCCUGUUCUGUCAUUCUCCAUUUUGACGCCAUGUGAUCACAGUGUGUCUGGAUAGUUGGCUUUGAUCCUUUAUUGCUUUAGUAAUUUACAACAUGCAUAUAUCUAUUGCUUGAUGAGUGGCCCUCAUUUUUGGUAUGGUUCUCAUAUUAAAAGUACCUGUCUGGUAAUACACACUGUUUGUAAAUUUUUCUUUCCACACACAUCAAAAGCUUAAAUUCUUGUAGAAUGGGUCCACAGACUGUACAGAUUCUUAAAAGGAUAUCAUGUUCCACUCAUGGCUGUCAAAUUUUUUAUUUUUGCUAUUGUCAUUUAGGUAUUUUGUACAGCUGGUGUGGGACAGCUUUUAGGAAUGGUAAGCAAUACAUUAUACAAUACACAGCUGUAAAAGUUAUUUUAUUAUUGACUAUCGAUUUCAGUCCACCCUUGCAAUGUUUACGUAUUAUGAACAUGUCUACUGCAGUAUAAUGUGUUAUACCCAACAUGACUUUUGUGUUAGCUUCUAUCCUCCUCUUCUCUUAUCAGCUUAUCAUCCACACUUCACUUCUGUAUAAGGCAAUGUUCCAAACAAAUUCCUUGAGAAAAGACUUCCUAAUGCUUAAAUGUAUAUGAGAUAUUAACAAAUUCCUCUUUCUCAGAAAUGAUUUUCUUGUUAUUGCCAGUUUGCAUUUUAUAUCCUCUAUACUUUGUCUAUCAUCAGCUAUUUUGCUGCCUAAAUAGCAAACCUUAUCUGCUACCUUUAGUGUCUUAUUUCCUGAUCCAAUUCUGUCAAUAUGGCCUGACUUACCUCAACUAUAUUCCAUUAUCAUCGUUUUACUUACAACCUCUUUUCAAGAACUUUCAUUCUUUUCAGUUGCUCUACCAAGCCCUUUGCUAUCUCUGACAGAAUUAGAAUCCCAUCAUCAAACCAUAAAUUUUUUGCUUCUUCUUCCUGAAUUUUAAUUCACUUUCCAAGUAGCUCCUGCUUGCUUAAUGCGUAGAUCAAAUAACAUCAGAGAAAUGCUACAACUCUGUUACAUUCCCUUUUUGACUACUGCUUCCCUUUCAUUCCCUUUGACUCUUAUAAUGGCAGUCAUUAUUGCCUCGUGUAUUCCUACAUUUCUCUGGAACUGAAACUAUUCUUUUAUGAAGUUGGUGUCUGCCAGUUUCUCUAUUCUUCUGUAAAUAAUUUGUUAGUAUUUUGCAAUGACAACUUAUUAAACUGAUGGAUAAGUAAUAUUCACAUCUGCGAGGACUUGCCUUCUUUGGAAAUGGAAUUAUUGUAUUCUUCUUUAAAUAUGAGCAUAUUUCAUCUGUUGAUACCUUUUGCGUAAAUGGUGGAAUAGUUUUGUCAUGGCUUGCUCUCGAUAUCGCGAUUCUCAGAAGUUUCACCGUUUGACUAAAAGGCUUCUAAAAAUUAUUUUCAGACAUGAAUGACAGAAGUGUAACAGCAUUUGUGAGAGUUUUAAACUCAUUCCUCGUGUAUAGUGUCUGAAGUUAUGUUCUCGGAAUAUUGCACUCAAGGAAAGGGACAUAUUUUGCAAGACCUCUGCAGCAAUAUUUGUGGAAAUUGACUUGGAUACAAAACAAGCUUUUUUGGCACUAAAUAAAUUUGUAGCAAGGAGAUAGGUCUGUACUAUAAAGCUGAAGCAUUCAGCAAUCUGAGCAAUAAUUUUAUCUCACACUUCUGUUGCAACAAAACUUUUUUGAAUCCAUUUCCCUGCCUCUGUCACAAGAUGCAGCAGCUCUCUGCAUGUGGAAAUAUUGUCAUUGAUGAUAUCUCAGAAAUAUUUUUGAAAUCUUCUACCCCUUGUACAGACAGCAGAUCAUCUACUCAUUUUUAUAACUGACCGUACAAUAUAGCAAUUUGUGACACAAUAUGAUCAAAUACAGACAACCAAAAUUGAAAUGCAGGGUGCCUUAAUUUUAGAUGGAGCCCUGUUGCUUGAGUAAUUGUAGUGGUUUGUUGAGACAUAUAAGCUCAGUUUGCUCCAGGCCCUCUAUUCUCCAUUUUUAUGCACAACUUGCACAGCUCUUGGUUUAAAAUUCCAUCUCAUGUUGGAAACAUGAGGGAAUUUUCUAUUCACUAUGUCAGUAAGCACCAUUAUUGUUGUGUGAAGAACUAUGGAAAAAACUAAGAAUCUAAUGAAGGUCACAAAAAAAUUGUAACAUCCGUAUUCUGACUCAUUGCUUAGGUUAAAAUCAGAUUCAAGUUAUGGGCAUAACAGUGAGCAAAAUAGGCAUGUCUAAAAUGUUAUUCAGAAGAGUCUGUACACCUGAAUGAUGACCCCUCACAACAGCUGUGCCAUUGCAGCUCUGAGAAAUACAAUAUCCAGUAAAGUUUCUUUGAGUGAUUCUGCUAACAUUUUUCAAUCAUAUCCACAAGGAGUAAGGGAAAUGUAAACCGUUUCUGCAGGUUUACCCUCAGUGAAAACAUGUCUGAUUACUAUGACAAACUGUGAUAUCGUUGAAAUAUUAUUGUCUUAUCUGUGAUAACUAAUAAAAACAAAUCAGGGGCAGCAGUUUUCUUUCUAUCUCGGUCAUGAUAAACCUCCGGCAUACAGGAAAACAAAUCAGUUUUAAUAUGUUUACAUGUGCCAUUGUAAACUAGCCUUCAAAAGACAAUCACUAAGCACAGUGUCAGAUCCAGCAGUGAAUCCUAGCUGACCUCUGAAAAUUCCUGGAUUUCAUGAAUUACUGCAUUCGUAAUGUCCAUAAACUGCAAGCUCAGAAACAGCACAAAUUUUAAUACAGUGCAUAGUUUUAGAGAUUAUGUAAUGAUAUUUAUGAAUCUGAUCAUUUAGUCUUUCAACUGACUGCCUAUUAGCAUUAUCUAGUCAUUUUCUAGUAUCCCAUUUCCCAAAAAUACUGUGAUCUAGCUGUGCAGUCAUAUAUGGUCUUCACUGCUCUCUUUUUACAUGAUCUGUGAUAAAUGUCCAAGAUCGUCAGAGCCUCUUAGCAUCCAAAUUGUACUGCACCCAGCUUUGUCUUUUGCAAACAACAAACAUGGAAAACAGUACCAUUUCUUUACUUAUAUUUUUAGUUUUCUUUUCUAACUUGAUUUCCGACUUCUCCUUAAGUCUUUGAACCAAACCUCUCCACUGAAAUAUUAUGUAUAUUGACUUUUUAUUGUAGACAGUCGACAUCUCAGAACUCACAUCUUCAGACUCACAACGAUUUAUUGUAUCUUCCUGCUCGGCAAACAGUAAAACUAGACACAGUAUUGAUAACUUAACUGCAACAAUCAAGAGAAAACUCCUGCCAGCCGUUGCUGACUACACUCCUGUUGUUAUUUCAGUUUCAGAAGUAUAAUUGCUCAGAGGAAUCAAUGACCAACAGAUAAUCCAGAAUAGUGUAGACAUGAAUGACAUUCAGCAUCUGCAAUUUGUGUUUCAUAUUGACAGGACGACUAGGAAGGAAAAGGAACCACACUUUGAUGAGAUUCUAAAUCAGGAGGGGAAGCAUAGGCUCGUGGUGGAUACAGUCCGGAACCUUGCUCUAGUGCUCAGUAUAUGAGGUGUCUGCUACCCUCACUCCCUUCUUUGCUCCUCAGCAGUGAAUUCAGCAGCGGGUAUGCUGUCUUCCAGGAUGCAGAACCAGAUUCUGAGUUGCAUUGAACAGAGCACGUAAGAGCUGAUCACCAGUUUCAAACAUGACUGUGGAUGUUGUCAGGGAGGAUCGUAUGUAUAUUACUGAAUAAUUAUUUGUCACAUAGGCAGGAGAAUCGAUGAUUUCAAAUUCAAAAUCUUUAUGAACUGUACAAUUCUCUCCGACGUGAGUAUUUCUAUGGGGUGUCACUGCUCCGUUGCACCACAGGGCAAACCACCACUGUAGAGAUGGCUACCUUCACCUUACCAUGCAGUCCAACAUCAGACCACUGUCACAUCUGAAUGCUCCACAAAUCUAGAUAUUGCACAAUUUGAUCAACCAGCCAAAUGGAGACCUGCAAUGCGGCCAAUUCCAUACUCUAUCUAGUGCUGAUAACACUGUCUCAUAUGAGUGUUUGGCAUCUCCAUGUCCUCCACAGGGACCAUUCAACAUUUGAUGCUGUUCACAUCCCUUAUAACACCUUACCAGACAUAGCAUCUACACUAAACACAGAUAAAAUGAAUGCACUCUGGUAACCAUUCUACCUGUCACAAAACUGCAGCUGUAAUCAUUUGCAUACCCACCCAAUGGUGUGCUCAUGUACAAAGUUACGUUCACAUCCGACCAUGUCUUCUGGGUGCUUGUCUUUCUUUUUUGUCGGGAAGUGAAUAUUUUUAAGUGUAACAACAUAGGCAUAGUCAGUGGCUUGUUUUUAAGGGCAGUUAGCAAAGAUUUUGUUGAAACUCAGUCAAAAAAGUUCUUCAAAUUGUAUGAAUCCUACAUAUAUGGUAAUUGGUACUCAUUGCUUCACAAUUUUACAAAUAAUCCAUUGUGAUGUAUCAACAUUUAAAGCCAAUUUUUUUUUCCUUUCCCUUAUUACAUUGUAAAACCUUUUUUUUUUUUUUUUUUUUUUUUUUUUUUUUUUUUUUUUUUUUUUUUUUUUGCAGAGGUAAUAACUAUAGUGAAGAUCUUGGCACUAUAGGGCUGCGACUAAGUCUGUGGUAUUUUUGUGUCUUGUCUGUCUGCUUUCUUGUGCAGCAGAAUAUUUUUGGCAUUGUUUCAGCUUCAGGGAAUUCUCUUCAUCUGCUUUCAUUCUGAUCUUUAGUGCUUUUGCUUCAGGUUUAACUAUUUCUGUUGAAACCCCAGAGUCUGCAGAUGUCUUCGCUUUCUUCAUAUCUCAAAUUGCUUUGUACAUCUCACCUGACAUCACUUCCAUAAUAUCAUUACUAAUCCGUUUGUGUUUCUUAUUAAAUAUUUGUGUGGAUUAAGAAAUUAAAGUGCUUGUAUGAUUCUCUCUGUUGUUAGCUACUGUGUCAUCUACCAUCUUUACUUAUGAAAUGUGGUGUCUACCCAACAUACUUUUUCAGUUUGAUUUCUUCACACCUAACUUUCAGUUAUUAUUUCAUAAUAUGAAAUGAAAUGAAACAUGGGGUACAUUACAUUCUAUAAGCCUUUUAUGAAUAGUUUGCUUAUUUUAGAAUAUUCUAUCACAUUUCUGUUAUUGUUUGCCCAAAGCCCACACAUUCUUUUCAAUAGCUGCCCUGUUUUAUGUGAGAUAGUUUAAUCUUUCAUUUUCUUCAUGUCUGCAAUAUUUUUGGAUGUAUGCAUAAGUAUAUUUUCUAAACAAAUAUCCCUUUUAUCUGUGACUUAUAUUCAUUAUUUUCUAAAACAGCAAACUAGUUGAUUAAUUUAAUGUGGUAUACCCCCAAAUUUUUAAAUAAAUUCUCAGAAAUCUAUGUUUUACUCUGUCUGAUGAUUUUCUUUCCUCUUACCUUUGCAUUUAUAAGGGCAUUGGAAUGAAACCAGGUCACUAGUGUAAAGAAAUGGUAACAAAUUUUAUUAACUCAAAACUGUAGUUAUACACAGUACACUUACUCAAAAAUAGUCGCCAAAACUGUUGGCACAUUUAUCCCAUUGCUACAUUAGCUGGUCAUUUCCAUCCUUGAAGAAGCUAGUAGGCUGCUAUCGGAUCCAGGUCUGGACCCCGUCACACACAUCAUUGUCCAUUGCAAAUCGAUGUCUGCGAAUAUCUUGUUUUAGAGGUCCAAACACAUGAAAGUCACAUGGUGAAAGGUCGGGACUGUACGGCGGAUGUUCCAGUGUUUCCCACUGAAACUGCUUCAAUGUCGUCUUCACCACAUUGGCCGUGUGCGACCAUUAUCACACAGGAGGAUAAUGCCAAUGGACAACAUACCUCAGUGUUUCGACUUGGUGGCUCGCCUACGGUUCUGUAAAGUGCCUUGGUAAUGCUGCGCAUACAUGGUGGUUCCCUGUUCCAGGAACUUGACAAGCAGUGUGCCCUUGUGAUCAAAACAGAGGACAUUGUGACCUUACCAGAACUGGUGUGCACGUCCUUUGAUUUCUUUGUAGGUGAUGAAGUCACAUGUUUCCACUGCCUGCUCUGAUGCUUGCUCUCCAGUUCAAAGUGGUGACACCAUGUUUCGUCACCUGAGACAAUAAAUGACAGAAAGUCAUAUUCCUCCUCAUGAUAACGUUGCAGAUGACUCAAGGACAGCGCCAUUCGAGUAUUGCGCUGUUCAGCAGUCAGUUGGUGGGGAACCCACUGUGCGCAGAUUUUUCAGAAGUUUGAGUGUUGAUGCAUUAUGAUGUGGGUGGUGCCCAUGAUAAUACCCAGUCCAGGACUCGAGCAUUCACUUCUGCAACGAUUUGUGGUGUGAUGACAUGAGCCUGUCCAAGAGGAGCAUCGUCUGCCAGUGACUCAUGCCCCUCAAGGCAUCGUUUGCAUCAUUCCACAACACUUGAAGAACAACUCAGACUGUACUCACCCUACACAGCUUUCAUUCAUCAAUACAUUUCACGGCCUCCAACUCCCCCCCACUGCCAAAAAUCUAAUGACUUCUUGUUGUUCCUGCUUUCUCACCUACAUGUUCAGUAGUGGACGAUAACUUGUGUGACCACCUUCUCUUCCGUGUGAAACCACACUGGCGCUAUGCAACAUCAAAUCGUGUGCACGUGUCAGUCUCUCUACCAAUAGAUGGCACCACAAUACAUGUAAAGCAAAGGUAGACGCACGGACCAGGCUUAAUUUGAAUGAACCUCAUACUUUUAUUCUGCAGGAAGUAAAUCAGCUAUGCCCAUUCAAAGCAACCAUCCCAGCAUUUUCCUUAAGCAAAUUAGGGAAAUUAUUGGAAACCUAAAUCUGGACAGGGACUGAAACCAUCAUCCUCCCAAAACUGAGUCUACCGUGCAAUCUCACUUGGUAAUUAAAGUGUUAUUUAAAACCAUCACAUCUUGCAAAGUUCCUGUAUUAUUUGAUAAAAUACAGUCAAUUUCAACUGUAGUUCUGUUUGUUGUCUUUUGGAAGAAUGCAUUAAUAUCAAAUGUAUUAAUCUGCUUGAAAAAUUCUACUAAUGUAUAAUCUGUUUGUGGUACACUAUCUUAAUAUUUUUUUCUGUUAAUGUGCUUCCUUUGUGUGGAGUAUUUUUCUAUGUAUAUUAAAAUGUUGUUCUUUGCUGUGAAGCAGUAUGGCCCUCAAGCUUUGCAGUAGUUUAUUGAAAUAAAUAUUGCUAGGGUGAGGCCUAUGUGUAAAAAAGAAGAUACUUUGGGAUCAUAUGACUGUUUGUAACAUAAGAAAUUCUUUUUCUAACAUUUUCAAUAUGUUUACAUGACUGCCAGGAAAAAGAAAUUACUUAAACCGUUCUAUAGAUGCUCAUGACUGCGUUAUUUGUAUCUUCUAUUACUUAUUUUCUUAAGUACAUUUCUCUACAACAUUAAUCAUGAGUGAGAAAAAAUAAUAAAUUGAGCAUGUGUUUCACUUCACUGCUGGUAGUGUUGUCACAUUCACUGCUGAUAAAUGGACACAUCUUUUAUGUUUUUGUUUCAUUAAAAAGACUUUUUCACUCAUUCUAAUUUUCUAUAAGAAUUUAAAAAUGUCAUCUGAGACUUGUGUGUGAUAUCUUUUUUCUUCCAUAAUUGCUAAUGCUGUAAUGUUAAACAAGAUAAGUGUAUCAUCUGUAAAAGGAGUAAAGUUUCAUGUCCAAAAAUAUUUUGCAGAGAAAGAUACUUCAGUAUAGUAUUAUCAUAUGUAAUAAACUCGUUUCCAGUGUAAUCAGCUAGUGCAGUGAUUGUGAUUGAGUGCAUGGUAUUUCAGUGGCUAGCUUCUCCAUAUUUAAAAUGUUGUCAACAAAAUCAAAAUAAAUUUUUCUAACUAAUUUAAUGAUGUGUGUGUUUGGGGGGAAAGGGGGGGGGGGGGGGGGGAGGGAAGAGAGAGUGUGCUAGUAUACUAGUAGUGCAUAUGCUUCAUUGUAAUGCUCUCCAGCAACUAGAAUAUUUUCUGUGGAUACACUUAAAUGUACAUUGCUUACAAAUGUGAUUCGAUUUCCAAAAAUUGAGUGAGAGACGUCUGUAACAUUAUAUAAGAGUAAAAAGUGUUGAAACGAUAUUGUAUAUUCUUGACGCAAAAACUAUAAUUGUUAAAUUUUUCAUUUUUGUAAUUAAUAUAUAUAAGUGAAGACAUAUAGAAAUAAGCACAAAAUUACUUUUGAUCAUGUGGUCUAAUAUAUGGUGUUAUAUCUUACUAUCUUUCAAAUUGUCUACUUGUCCAUUAAUUGUAAUCUACAUAUGUCAUGACCAAAUGGAAUACAUGCAGCCUAAAUUUGAAGAAGAAUAAAGUUGAUUUUCAAUGUGUA
This is a messenger RNA of Schistocerca gregaria, 11368 nucleotides long. RefSeq lists its product as uncharacterized. The transcript has 10 exons. Lineage: Eukaryota; Metazoa; Arthropoda; Insecta; Orthoptera; Acrididae. The record is from RefSeq and is a predicted model, not a curated record. Bases 313 to 1617 code for a protein of 434 amino acids.